AUGGGUACCUCAACCUUUUACAUGUAUGAUGAGCAUACCGCUAAGAAAGGAAGUGAUGAAGUUAUUUCCUUUCUUCAUCAUUACAUACAAACAUAUCUGCCUGCAUCGGUAAAUAAGCUCUACCUUUUUUCGGACAAUGCGUUUGCACAAAACAAAAAUCAAACUUUGAUGAAAUAUUUAUUCACUAUGGUAAAUAAAAAUGGCAAAAUAAGUGAAAUACUUCACCAAUAUCCGGAACCAGGACACAGUUUUCUACCAUGCGAUAGGUCAUUUGGACUUAUAGAAAAGAAUAAAAGGAAGAAGGAAAGAAUAUACCUACCGUCGGAAUGGAUAAAAUUAGUACAAGAAACUACGAAAAAUUUUAGGGUAGUUCCUGUAGAACAAGACAUGAUACUAAACUUUUCAGACCCUUUUAAACAACUUAUUAAAUCUGCCCCUAAAGGACCAAAAAAGGAAAAAUUUGCUAUAUCAACUUAUAGGAAUGCAGAAUUUAUCGCAAUUACAGAUAUAUCUGCAGAGGUAGAACUGCAAGCGCUUGUCAAUCAUACAACACACAGGAUUAUUGAGUCACAAAUAGAAGUUUUCGAUAGUGUUUUGCCGAGUAUCAAAGAUAAAAAAAUUUCUUUUAUACAUAAAUGGGGAUGCGACGGCAGUUCGGCCCAUUAUACCUACAAGCAGCAGUUUAGUGGUGAUCCGGAAUCAUCGAAAACGGAUUUUAAUUUAUUUUCGGUCUGUCUAGUUCCGCUGCAAAUGACUGUAGAGAACGGUACCAUACUUUGGCAAAAUAAUCGUACAUCUUCUACUAGAUUUUGCCGACCAGUAAAACUAAUUUUUGAGAAGGAAACGCCCGAAUUAACAAAACAAGUGGUAACAAAUAUUAAACAACAAAUAGCGGAAAUAGAACCAACUAAUAUUCAGAAAUACCAAAUACAAAUUUACCAUACUUUCAAAAUGACCAUGAUAGAUGGGAAGCUGUUCAGCGCAGUUAGUGAGUCUUCAACGCAGACAAGUGUUAUACGCAGUGCAACCCCUAAAGUUAUGAAUAACUUAGAAAGUAUAUUGGAUCUUACACCAAAUGAAACUUUAUACGACUGCGGCAUCUCAACACUUUAUGCCUGGAUAAGAUGUUUAGAGUGCUGCCUACAUAUCUCCUAUAAAAUAACAAUAAAAAAGUGGCAGAUACGCGAAGAUAAUGAGAAAAAUAUCGUAAAACAAAGAAAACAGGAGAUUAUACGAAAAAUAAAAGAAGAGUUGAAUUUGCUGGUCGAUAUUCCAAAACAGGGUUAUGGCACCACCAACGACGGAAAUACCGCCAGAAGGUUUUUUCGGAGAUAUUCUGUUGCUUCUGCAAUAACAGAGGCCAAACUAUUAGCUACUUUGGCUUCUGAUGUUUGUGGUAUACAUUAUAACGAUAUCAACAAAGCUUUAGAUAAGUUAAUCACGAGGUUACAAAGUGGGCAGUUUAGAAUUUUUAUUGAAUUGGCUCACGAUCACGAUGAAAACACUGAUGGAGAGAAUAAUAAUAUUGGUUAUAUUAAUGAACUGGCUCAAAAUGCAAAUGAUGAUGAGCAAAAUAAUGACCACAUCAGUAUUAUUAAUGAAUUGACUGAAGAUGAGAACCUUAAUGAAAACAGUGUUUAA
Ceutorhynchus assimilis (cabbage seed weevil) is the source of this 1641-nucleotide messenger RNA. The record is from the annotation of a GenBank genome assembly. Lineage: Eukaryota; Metazoa; Arthropoda; Insecta; Coleoptera; Curculionidae.